UUUGGGAGGAGAUUCCCAGGAGUCUCCCCCAUCCCUUGGGGAGCAGCUGAGGACCGGGAGGUGCAUCCGAGGGCCGAAAAGAGCUCUGAGAUUGCGCCCGAGUUCAAGGACCAAGUCUUUCCUUAAACCAUUUUACAGAUGGGGAAACUCGAGAUCCAGAAAAGGGAAACACUCGAUCAGGUCACCCCGAGCCAAUAGCAGAAGUCCGAAACAGUUUUCUCUGCGAAGAUGGGAGUGAAGGUCCGCACAGUCGAUGCGGGAGCUGUGGCCGAAGCCCAGCACUAACAGUGCUGACCAGGGGAUCCAGACUGCGUGGAAGGCUGUACUCUUCCUUGCCUCAGUUUCCCCCGCACUACCUCGGGGAGGACGGCAGACGAGGCAACUGGUCAAACGCGCACCUGCCAAGACUCUCUCCCUGCGCCUCCCAAGUCUGAUGGAAGUUCCUUUAGCGAGCUACCUCCCAGCCCUUUAAAAUCCGGUCCUCCAGCUCGAGCCUCUCGGCGUUCUAUUGGAAAGACUCCAGGGUCCUGGUCCAUUCUCUAGAAUGAACUGCUAAGACUACCGCGGGAGCCUUCCUGGAACUGCUAACUGCGCAGGCGCGAGGGCAGCCCACCCGGAAGGCGGAAGAACCGGGCCCCAACUUGUUGGGUGGGUCGGGGGCGGAGAGUGUGUUAACCAAUGACCUGAAGGAUCAGGGAGGGCAGGUUUAGGCCCUCCGUUGCUAAGCGCUAUUCUAGUGGGAGGUGAUUUAAGAAAUGGGGUGAAGGGUAGUCCCAAUGGCCCUUCACGUCAACAUCCUUCGGGCCCGCGGAAGUUAAGCAACCAAGAGGCGGGCCUAGGACCGGAAGCAGGAAGGAGGGCGCAGGAAGCAGGGCGCUGCAGCCUGUCGUACUGUCGGUGCGUGAGUCUGUCGGUUCCGAGGGCAGGAUGGAGAAACUGCGGCUUCUGAGCCUCCGCUACCAGGAGUCGCUUCGCGGAUUCGCAUGAGCUGUCAGAGCUGGGAUCCCCAGGCUGUAACUGCCUCAGUAGUGUUUGCCCAGGGAGCACUGGAGGUAGUGAACGGUAGAGGUGGAGCAGACUUUCAGGGACGGGCUGCAGAGAACUAAGGCCAGGAGUGUAUUCCGCCUCUAACCUGCUUGUGCUGCUCAAUGACGGGAUCCUGCGGAAGGAGCUUCGGAAAAAGUUGCCUGUGUCGCUGACCCAGCAGAAGCUGCUGACAUGGCUGAGUGUGCUCGAGUGCGUGGAGGUGUUCAUGGAGAUGGGGGCCGCCAAGGUGUGGGGUGAAGUGGGCCGUUGGCUCGUCAUUGCCCUCAUCCAGCUGGCCAAGGCUGUCCUACGGAUGUUCCUGCUGAUCUGGUUCAAGGCUGGCCUCCAGACCUCACCCCCCAUCAUUCCGCUGGACAGGGAGACCCAGGCACAAUCCCCGGCCCGCGAGCAUUCACUGUGCACCUGUUCUUUGCAUGCCCUCCUGGAAACACGUCCCUCUGACAGUACGGCCUUCUGUCUGUCCGUGCUAGAUUGUGACCAGAGCCCCGGCAGCCAGGAGCAGUCAUACGUUGGGAAGCGGUCAAACCGAGUGGUACGAACCCUCCAGAACACUCCGUCCCUGCACUCGAGGCACUGGGGAGCCCCCCAGCAGCGGGAGGGACGACAGCAGCGGCAGCACGAGGAGCUGAGUGUCCCCCCCACCCCGCUGGGGCUGCAAGAGACCAUCGCAGAGUCCUUGUAUAUCGCCCGGCCCCUGCUGCACCUCAGUGCUCAGCCUGGGCCUGUGGGGUCAGCGGUCGUGGACGCCCUGGCUCCUGUCUGGUGUCGUGGACGUGACCAGGGCAAGGAUCCACUUCCUUCUCCAGCUACUGACAGACCAUGUCCCGGGCGUUGGCCUGGUCGCGAGGCCGCUCAUGGAUUACUUGCCCACCUGGCAGAAAAUUUAUUUCUACAGUUGGGGCUGACACACCCCGGGAGCGGGUGCAGGGAGGGGCGGGGUGGCGUGCCCUGCUGCUGGGGGCAGGGGGUGCCUCGGCCCUCCAGUCCCCCGGGGCCCCUCUGCUAUAAUAAAACUGACUCCGGCGGUGUCCAAGCAUGUGGCCUCUUCAUGCCCAUUGCCCAGGGCACCUGGCACUCCCAUGUGGCCAGGCCCGGCCCACCGCCCGGCCACCAGAGCACCCCCCUAACAUCCUCUCAACCCUUCCCUCUUCGGUGAUGGAGCCGCUGCAGCCCGUACCUCAUCACCGGGGCCGAGAAGCCUCUGCUGGGACUGGGCCCCGCUCUCCUCCGGCCACAGAAAGCUGGGGUUUAGCCCCAUCGCGUAUAGGGAGCCGCUUGCUGGCAGCUGCAGAAGUCAACUCCGCUUCCCUGUCACCGGUCUGUGUUGACAACAAACAAGGCCGAACUUGGGCGGUGGAUGACAUCGGCCCGCGUGUCUUCUGGCCAGAGCCUCUGUGUGUCCCUUCCCCGCAGGGCCGUGUUGCUCCCGCUGCCCUUGGCGGUGGCCGCCUGUCAGCCUCUGUGCUGGAGCCUGACAAGUGGUGGGCCCGGCUUGCCGCAGAGGGGUACCUCAAGCCCUGAACCCCCAGUUGGCGGCAGCGGGCUUCUCCCAUAGGCAAAGUAGGUCAGCCGCCAGCCGGCACUGGGGCUGAUGCUGGGAGCCUGAGAGGCUCUGGGGGAAAGCCGGGUUCGGGUUCAGGGGGUGUGAGCUGGGGUCUCCUCACACUCUCCCUGCCAGCUCCCUCUGGGCCGAGUUUCCCAGGCCCACACUCGCUGCUGGAGAGGGUGCAGGGACCCAGACUGAGCGACUGAAGCCUGGUCUUUGUGCGUGUUCCGUCCCCAGCCUCAGCCUCCGCUCCCGUCCCCUUUGCCCUGUGAACGGACCAUACCCUCCUGCCGAUUUCUAGCCAGAUGAGUGGCCCUUUAAGUUCUGAAGGUUCCAUCUGCACCAGUGUCCGCCCUGCCUCACCUCCUCUGACACCCCGGGGGGAGCCACUGUAGGAGG
This is a messenger RNA of Leopardus geoffroyi (Geoffroy's cat), 2992 nucleotides long. It is a transcript of the gene PEX16, whose product is annotated as peroxisomal biogenesis factor 16. Bases 1253 to 2203 code for a protein of 316 amino acids. The record is from RefSeq and is a predicted model, not a curated record. The transcript is spliced from 11 exons. Gene Ontology annotation, biological process: peroxisome organization. NCBI's taxonomy places the organism in Eukaryota, Metazoa, Chordata, Mammalia, Carnivora, Felidae. Gene Ontology annotation, cellular component: peroxisomal membrane.